Molecule: messenger RNA, 759 nt
Organism: Neoarthrinium moseri
Lineage: Eukaryota; Fungi; Ascomycota; Sordariomycetes; Amphisphaeriales; Apiosporaceae
Exons: 1
Coding region: 1-759 (252 amino acids)
Biological process (GO): mitochondrial respiratory chain complex I assembly
Cellular component (GO): mitochondrial inner membrane
Source: RefSeq, a predicted model, not a curated record
AUGGCUUCAUUUCUGAGGCCUGCCCGCGCGGCCCACGCCCCCGAGACACUGAACUGCCUGUUCAAGCAGACCACAGGCCACACAAGCCCCCGCAGAAUCGAACGCUUCGCAACACAAACCCGGCCGCGAUGCGCACGACCAGCACAACACUACCCAGUCACUGGUAGAAUACCAUUCGCCUCGUCCUUUCACACCAGCCGUCGCCUGCGGAAUGACGGGUCCGGCGGAUCGUCGCGGACCGACCUGGGCGCCCUCGACGUCCUGGCCAACACGCCCGUGCCCUCGAACUCGAUCGACAUCUGCAUGGCCUCGGGGUUCCAGCUGAACAACGGGGCGCGCAUCACAGACGGAUCGGGCGUGUUCCUCGUGAGCGGCGAGGCGUUCCGCUGGCGGCCAUGGGAAGCCGCCGCGUCGGCCUCCUCGGCGACCGCGUCCCCGUACCGACUCCUCAACAAGAAGGGCCAGUACGACAUCCCGGCGGCGGCGCUCAACGUCCUGGCGCACCUGUGGCCGCUGCCGGACCUGCUCGUGCUGGGCGUGGGACCCGAGAACCGGCCCAUCAGCCCCGAGCUGCGGAGGGCGAUCGGCGCCCUGGGCAUCCGGGUCGAGGUGCUGGACACGCGGAACGCGGCCGCGCAGUUCAACCUGCUGGUGCGGGAGCGCGGCGUCGAGGACGUCGCGGCCGCGCUGGUCCCCAUCGGGUGGGUUGAGGGCCAAGGGGCCGGAGAGGGCGACGAGGGCAGCGUCACGCACGAGUAG